AUGGAAUCCUACGCCAGUGCGCUCUGUUUACAGGAAGAUAUAUUGCACACUCUGCCCACGGCUUCAGUGAAGAUAGUCACUCCUCAGGGUCUCCUCUACCCUGGAGAUACAGUCACUCUGCAGUGUGACAUAUCAGACUACACAGACUGGACGUACCACUGGUUCAGAGACAACCAAGAGCUUCCCAUUCAGAACAGAAACACCAUCUCACUCCCUCACCAGGCUGGUCAGUACAGGUGUUUUGGGACAAGGAGCGGUCGGCCCCAGAAUUCAUAUGGCAGCUCAGAUCUCCACAUCAUCAUCACUGCUCUUCCCAAAGCCACACUGACUGGAAAACCCAACCCUGUGUUCCCUGGAGAGACAGUUACUCUGACGUGUUCAGUAGGGUCUGACAGUAGCUGGAGCUAUCAGUGGUACAAAGACAGGAAUGAUAAUGUAGUAUCCCAGUCUGGCAGACACACUAUAACAGGAGACACCCUCACCAUCAGUAGUGUUGCUGAGUCUGACCAGGAUCUCUACUGGUGUCAGGGAGAGAUCCAGUCCAGAUCCAUAUCAUCAAUCAUCAGUGAUCCUGUCAGAGUCACCCUGAAUGCUCUGCCCACGGCCUCAGUGAAGAUAGUCACUCCUCAGGGUCUCCUCUACUCUGGAGAGACAGUCACUCUGCAGUGUGACAUAUCAGACUACACAGGCUGGACGUACAGCUGGUUCAGAGACAACCAAGAGCUUCCCAUUCAGACCAGAAAAAACUCCAUCUCUCUCCCUGACCAGGCUGGUCAGUACAAGUGUUUUGGGACAAGGAGAGGUCGGCCCCAGAAGUCAUAUCUCAGCUCAGCUCUCCCCAUCAUCAUCACUGCUCUUCCCAAAGCUACACUGACUGUAAAACCCAACCCUGUGUUCCCUGGAGAGACAGUUACUCUGACGUGUUCAACACGGUCUGACAGUAGCUGGAGCUAUCAGUGGUACAAAGACAGGAAUGAUAAUGUAGUAUCCCAGUCUGUCAGACAAACUGUAACAGGAGACACCCUCAUCAUCAGUAGAGCUGGUGUGUCUGACCAGGGUCAGUACUGGUGUGAAGGGAACAGAGUGUCUAGACCCACAUCUUCACUAACAAGUGAUCCUGUCACUCUCACUGUAAAAGAUAGUCGUCCGACGGCUACACUGAGUUUAGACCAAGCGAACGUAUUCACAGGAGACAGUGUGACACUGACCUGUACAGUAGAGUCUUAUGGAUGGAAGUUUUACUGGUACAGACACAGACCAGACUCUACACCAGUAACCACAACCUCUAGAUACUCCUACACACUCAGCAGGGUCAGUGUCUCUGAUGGAGGACAGUACUGGUGCAGAGCUGGGAGAGGAGACCCAGUCUACUAUACCCUGUACAGUGACCCAGUCCAGAUAAAUGUUCCUGAGAGACCUGUUGCUGUUCUGACCCUCCAACCCAACUGGACACAGAUAUUCAUUAGAGAGACUGUCACUAUGAGAUGUGACAUACAGGGAGGAGGAGACACUGAAUGGCAGUAUGAGUGGUAUAAGAAUGGUUAUUCAGUCUACCAGUACUCUAUUACAAAGUCUGAGUACAGAAUCAGUCCUGUCUACGUGUCUAAAAGUGGUUCAUAUACCUGUAAGGGUGUAAAGGGAAACAAGUUCUCCAAGACCAGUGAUGCUGUACAACUGACUGUGUCUGAUCAACCCAAGGCUGUCCUGAGUAUCUCUCCUCAGUGGCUGAACCCUGGAGACUCAGUAACUCUGAGAUGUGAAGUUGACAAGACGUCUACAGGCUGGAGGUUCUCCUGGUACAGGACUGUUCCAAAUUUAAAAGAGCAGUCCUACUCUUUUCAGCGUCUACCAGAAGCAGGCAAUGGGACUACUGAAGACUCCUACACUCUGAUCCCUGCUGGUCCUACUCCCACAGGAGGAUAUGUGUGUAGAGCUGGGAGAGGAGACCCAGUCUAUGACACACUCUACAGUGAACCUCUGUUUCUCUGGUCAGGAGAUCUGCAGCCUUCAGUGUCUCUUACAGUAAAUCCCAACUCAACUCAGCAUUUUAGAAGGACAUCUCUCUCACUGAGCUGUGAGCUGAAGGGGAACUCUACUGGAUGGAGACUGAAGAGAUAUACAGAGACAGCAUGGUCGUCAGAGUGUCCAUCUACCUGGAGAUCAAUAACAGAAUCCACCUGCACCAUCAAAUCAUUGAACACAUUGUCCAGUGGAGUGUUCUGGUGUGAGUCUGGAUCAGGAGAGUACAGUAAUGCUGUCAACAUCACAGUAAAUGAUGGUGAUGUGAUCCUGGAGAGCUCUGUCCAUCCCGUGACUGAAGGAGACUCUCUGACUCUGAGCUGUAAAUACCGGAAAGUCAGCUCAAACUUCAAAGCUGAUUUCUACAAAGAUGGAGUACUCAUCAAGAAUGAGACCACAGGAGAGAUGACCAUCCCUACAGUAUCCAAGUCAGAUGAAGGAUUCUAUAAGUGUAAAUCUGGUCAAGGGGAAUCACCAGAGAGCUGGGUGACAGUGAGAGUCUCUCCAGUCGUAGCUCCUGGAUCCUCUACAUCAGUCCUAGUAGGAGUGGUUGUGGGUCUGGUUGUUGCUGGUGUUCUACUGGUCAUUCUCCUGGUCCUGCUGUGGAGAUAUCAAAACAGCAAAGGUUCCUACUUCAACAGAAUAUUCUGGCCCCCUCAGCCCCAGAGCACCAACCAGGACCCCCAACAGGACCAAGGAUCUACCCAGGGCCAGGCUCCUGAUACUGGGUAUACACAUCUGCAGCAUGGUGACGCUAACAUCUACGAUACGAUCAAUCCCUCAGACAACAAUGAUAAUGAUGCUGCUGGUGCUUCUGCUGCUGGACCAAGUCAUGUGACUUACGCCCAGAUUCAACUGAACAAGUUGGACAAGAAAAAGAAAGUAAAGAGAGAUUAUCCAAAAGAAAAUCCUGUCUACUCUGAGGUGAAGACAGGGAAAGCCACAGCAGCAGCUGGACCUGUUGAUGUGACCUAUGCUGAGGUUGACCUCCAAAAGAAGGUCAAAACCAAGAAGAAGAGAGAAACAGCAACCCCACCUGAAGCAGAACCUGUCUAUUCUGUAGUGAAGCCAUACACAGCCCCCGCAGCUGGACCUGUUGAUGUGACCUAUGCUGAGGUUGACCUCCAAAAGAAGGUCAAAGCCAAGAAGAAGAGAGGCCAAUCCCUGGCCUCCACAUAA
This is a messenger RNA of Coregonus clupeaformis (lake whitefish), 3198 nucleotides long. RefSeq names its product titin-like. The record is from RefSeq and is a predicted model, not a curated record. Gene Ontology annotation, molecular function: transmembrane signaling receptor activity. Lineage: Eukaryota; Metazoa; Chordata; Actinopteri; Salmoniformes; Salmonidae. The coding region runs from base 1 to 3198 and encodes 1065 amino acids. The transcript is spliced from 20 exons. Gene Ontology annotation, biological process: cell surface receptor signaling pathway.